ACUUAUUUUUCAAUUGAAUGUAAUUGACUACCUAAUUGAGUGACACCUAUGCAUUGGGGUCUCUUUUAAUUAAUACAAAAUUGAGGUUACAUCUUUUCAAAUGUUCCUCAAUUAAUAUAUAAGGGAUCAGCUUUAGAUAAAGUUACCCCACCAAUAACCCCUAUGGUCUAUGGGUAGUCCACUAGCCAGACAAAAACAAAUUAACUAUGGAAAUCUUUUUAUGGGAAGUUUGGUGUAAAUUAUGGGAAUCAUGCAUUCAAAUCCCUAAUGUAUUGAAACUUUCAUAUUUUAUCUGUCAAUCUAACUCACACUUCUAGAAUACAAAUAAAAAUCUUAAAACUCGGAUUUAAAAUACAACAUUUUGAAUAGAGAUAAUCUGAUGUAGGUAUCAUGGACCAACACUAGUCUUAGGAAUGGACAUUUUCAGUUUUGGUUCUAUUAGAUUAUUUCUAUUGGGUUGUUCCUUUUGGAGAAUUUGCUAAUAUUUUUUAAAAAAAUAUUUGUUUCGCUUUGAAGGAAAACUGUUAACAAUAAUGUAUAUAUAUACUAGUAGUAUUUUAUUUUUUUUAUAAAUAACUUGAAUUAAUGGAACGACGUAAUUUUACUUAUAUAAGAUGUUUUCUUAUUUAAACACAUAAAACAUUUUAUCGUUUCAAAGUUGAUUGUUAAGCGUAUACUAUUCAUAUAUCUUGUGGAUAUUUAUUUUAUGAAAACUGAAUGGUGGAAAAAGAGUCAACUGGAUAAAUAAGAAGCAUGUUCAAUGCAUCUAUAAAAUCUACCAAAGCUCAGUGCUUUGACCAUUCUCCAUAUUAUUGUGGUAGGGACAAUUUAAAUUCACUUUACUUAUAUGUAUAUACAUUUAUAUUUAGAUAUUCCACAAUACCAAAUGGUAGUUCCACAAGGUACCACUGGAGUUCUAAAAACGACAUACGUAGUCCGUUCAUUUGGUUGUGAUUUCAAUGGAUAACAUACAUAUAUAGUAAGAAUCUCGUUACUCUAUUCACGCGUUACUAAUUAUUAAAGCUAAUUUUAUAUACUAGUUUCUAAAAAUUGAGAUCUACCAGUUGUUUAGAUAAAUGUAUUUUGAUCACAUGAUGAGGUAAAAUUGAAAUCACAUUUUUAUGAAUAAUGUUGUACAUUAAAACUUAAUAUUUGAUCCAUAGCAUUUUGAUGUUCCAAGUGAUGCAUGUACAUUACCAUCCAUAGUCUUCGAGAAAGUUAAUGGAGUUCGGAUUUAGUAGCAUCCUACGAACUUCCCACUAGUCAGAUACUUUUUUAGUGAUCAGCAAUACAUUCAUUUUAUAUAGUAUUCUUCUGUAUUUGAAUAUAUUUUUUUUUAUUUUCAUAAUUUCCUCUUAUUUUCUGCUCAGUUAAUAAAUUAAAAAUAAAGGAAACUACAGUUUAUAUUAUUAUUUUAUUUUUUGACAAAAAAAAUCCUUAUUUAUCCGAUAAAAUAUUAUAAAAUGGUUGACAAAUACCUUUCAAGAAAUAUUACUGGAGGAUAUCGUCUUACGUAAAUGAUUAUAUUUGUCGGGAAGCAAUAGCCGAAGUAUUUGAGUGCGACAGUGAAUUUUCUUUGCGGGUAAAAGUUCGUGGGCUAAGUAAUAAAAUCGCGAACUCUCAAAGUAUAGGCCUAUGUUAAUAUAUAAAGUUAAAAUGUACCGAAAUGUUUUCGUAUUUUAGUUUGGAUGUUCCAGGCUUCUUUCUCACGUGUUAAGAACUUAAGAUACGGUUUGAGUAUUUAAUUUUAGAGAAAAUAUAAACAGAUUAGAUACUUUUUCCAAUUUGUUAGCUAAUAUGACAGAUUGCAGACACUGAAUCUCAAAUCCCAUAGUUAAAACCCAUUUGUAUGUAUUGAUCAACAAAUGAAUCCUUUAACAAAAUACAGUAAGCCCCAAAGAUUCUUUCACUAAACGAGAAACACAACUAAUAAACGUCAUCCGCAUUGAUUAGAAAAAAGAUAUACAAACUAGACCGAGGCUAGCAUACGUCUUGAACCAAAAAAAAAAAAGAUAAGAAAAUACAAAAGAAUAUUGGCUUAUUACUACACCAAUUUACAAGUGUACUUAGACACAAAUCCUUCCACAUACGGUCAAUAUGAUUUCAUAUUCUUUCCUUUUACGUUGUUUGACCUAAGAAUACAACAUGCAUUGGUCAUAAAUUGAUGACACGCAGUAAAUACAUGAGUAAGACUCGAUCUGGAUGUUUGCGAAAUGACCCCUGAUGUUAGAUUUAUUGUGAUGGCAACGUCUUAGUUCUUUCAGUGGACAGAACAACCUGUAUCAUAUACCAUCAAGCAAGCGGCUAAAUACCACUACGGAUAUAGCAUGAAUCAAUCUUUGAGGAGACAACAGAAAAUUCAUAUAUUAAUUUCAAAUAAGUGCAAUAUUAACACUUUUCUUGUGUGUAAUGUUUGUUAAGCCUCUUUUGAUUCUUUAGAAUUCAGAAUAUAACAAUAACACACCUCACUGAUCGAGUUCGGGUUUUUGAUUUUUUUUCUCUCUUGACGAAUCAUGUUUACCUAAUAAAAAGAUAUGAUAUAAGUUUUAGAACAAAAGAAAGUCUAAUAAAUAUUUUUUUUUCUUCUAAAUCUGCUACUCAUUUCUUAACCAGUGAUAUAUUUGCACCAUGUAACAAUUCUGUGGAUCUGGACACAAAGAAUCCAUUACUAUGAUUAUAUUAAUAUUUUAAUUUAUGGAUUUAUUUUCAUAUAAUUUCAUUGUUUUUUUAAUCAGUUAAUGUUGUUAUGAUUUUUGAUAUCCCUGUUUAAAUAUACAUACACGGUCACGGUCACGCUCUUUUGGGUUAAGCUAAAAAUAAGAUUUUUCUAACAAUGUUAAACAAAACUAAAAGUUAUUCAAAUACGCAAUUAACCGGAAAGAUGGGGAUCAAAGAGAGUAGUCAAAUUCCAAAAAACAAUAAAUGGAGGGAUGUAUUUGGCAAAAAGACCAAACCAGAUUCUGUUCAGUAUUCUGAAUAUUCAGUGUGCUAUAAAUACAGAUAUGGGUGCAGAGCAAAACGCUGAAGCCCCAAAAAAAAAAAUCUUCCUCAAAGCGAACGCGUAGUCCGGCACAGCGAGCCACCGUCGUACGGGGGAUUAAGAAGGUACGUACGGAACGAUUAAUUAAUGUUUUUCUCCGUUGGUUUGUUAAAUUAUCUUUGACUAUCUGUUUCUGUUUUGUUUGUUAUGUGUCGUGAUUUGCAUUGUUCGGGGGGGGAUUUAAUUAGUUUAAAAAAUGUUAGAUUCUCGAUCUGCGUGCAUGUCCGUCUGAAAACGUUGGAUUAGUACGUAAUCGAGCAAAUCCUGAGAGAGAGAGAGUGCGCUUUAAACAGUCUCAGAUCCACAAAUUCUCAGACUUCGUUGGAUUAGGCUAUUCAGUCGUUUGUGUGUUCUGCUUAGCAGAAGAAUUAACUUGAGAAACACGUCAUCUCUUUCCUUUGCCUGUUGAAGAGUGUGAUAUGGAUUCUUUUUGUUAUAUUCUCAUACCAAUUAAAUCGUAACGUCUCUCUAGAUUCUGACAUUUGUUUGUGUUGUUCUUGAUUCUCGAUCUUGUUUGCUUUGCACAGGCUGAAAAAUAUAUAUAAAAAAUAAGGAGAUCAUGGAUAGUGAAUAUACACAAGAUGGAACUCUUGACAUUCACAAGAAACCAGCAAACAAGAAUAAAACAGGAACCUGGAAAGCUUGCAGAUUCAUUCUCGGUAAUGCCUUUUUGUUGGUUACAUAAAAUUAACCAAACCGGCUUAUUUCUGAGUUUUGAUUUUAUGAAACUGGCAGUGACUGAGUGUUGUGAAAGAUUGGCUUACUAUGGAAUGAGUACAAACUUGGUGAACUAUAUAGAGAAACAUCUCAGUAUGGGAAACGUAGCAGCUUCCAACAGUGUCACAAACUGGUCGGGAACAUGUUACGCCACUCCUUUGAUCGGUGCUUUUCUCGCCGAUGCUUACCUCGGUCGUUACUGGACCAUCGCUUCCUUCGUCGUCAUCUACAUUUGCGGAAUGACGCUAUUGACAUUAUCAGCUUCGGUUCCUGGUCUAACACCAACCUGUCACGGUGAAAACUGCCACGCAACCGAGUUUCAAAUCGCGAUCACGUUCGUAGCGCUCUACCUGAUCGCACUCGGGACAGGAGGGAUCAAGCCAUGUGUUUCCUCCUUUGGUGCUGAUCAGUUUGACGACACAGACGAAGAGGAGAAAGAGUCCAAGAGCUCUUUCUUCAACUGGUUCUACUUUGUGAUCAACGUUGGUGCAAUGUUCGCUUCCUCUGUCCUCGUUUGGAUCCAGAUGAAUGUUGGUUGGGGCUGGGGUUUCGGAGUUCCCACUGUCGCCAUGGCGGUCGCUGUCCUAUUGUUCUUCGCCGGAAGCAAAUUCUAUAGGCUUCAGAAACCAGGAGGAAGUCCCAUCACAAGAAUGCUUCAAGUCAUCGUUGCUUCUUUCAGAAAAUCAAAAGUGAGAGUCCCUGAAGAUGCAGCUCUUCUCUACGAGAUACACGACGCUGAAAGCAGUAUCCAAGGAAGCCGCAAGCUCGAACACACCCCUAAACUAACAUUCUUUGACAAAGCAGCAGUAGAGACAGAGACUGAUGAGAACAAAGAAGCAGCCAAAUCGGGAUGGAAGCUAUGCACAGUGACGCAAGUAGAAGAGCUCAAAGCACUGAUCAGUCUCUUACCGGUUUGGGCCUCAGGGAUCGUCUUUGCUGCUGUUUAUAGCCAAAUGAGUACAGUCUUUGUGCUUCAAGGCAACACUAUGGACCAAAGCAUGGGACCUAACUUCACUAUCCCUUCCGCAUCACUCGCCUUAUUCGACAUUCUCAGUGUCCUCUUCUGGACACCUGUCUAUGACCAGCUCAUCGUUCCCCUCGCCCGGAAGUUCACCGGCCAUGAACGUGGCUUCACCCAGCUUCAACGUAUAGGAAUCGGACUUUUAAUCUCUAUAUUCUCAAUGGUCUCUGCCGGAAUCCUAGAGGUGGCGAGGUUACGCUACGUGCGAACUCACAAUCUCUACGAUGCAAAAGUGGUUCCAAUGUCGAUAUUCUGGCAAGUUCCUCAGUAUUUUUUCGUAGGUUGCGCUGAGGUGUUCACGUUCAUAGGGCAGCUGGAGUUCUUCUACGACCAAGCACCUGAUGCGAUGAGGAGUCUUUGCUCGGCUUUGGCGCUGACGACGGUGGCGUUAGGGAACUAUCUAAGCACGCUGCUGGUGACGGUGGUUACUAAAGUGACGACGACGGGUGGAAGAGCAGGAUGGAUAGCAGAUAACCUGAACAGAGGUCAUCUUGAUUACUACUAUUGGUUAUUGGCUGUUUUGAGUUUCUUGAAUUUCCUCGUCUACCUUUGGAUUGCCAAAUCCUACACUUACAAGAAAGCCACAGGCCAUGCUCUCUAAGGGGGUUAUAUCUAUGCACCGAUGCAGUCAUAAUUUUUCUUUUUUUAACUUAAUUUACAGUAAGUAAUAUUUUAUUUGUUUACAAACAGUCAUAUUUAUUUCUCAGUACCAAAGAACAUAUGCAUAGCAUUGGUUUUGUAAUGAAACUAUAUUCUGACCUG
This is a messenger RNA of Brassica rapa (field mustard), 5540 nucleotides long. RefSeq names its product protein NRT1/ PTR FAMILY 8.2. Gene Ontology annotation, molecular function: transmembrane transporter activity. The record is from RefSeq and is a predicted model, not a curated record. Gene Ontology annotation, biological process: oligopeptide transport; transmembrane transport. Gene Ontology annotation, cellular component: membrane. Lineage: Eukaryota; Viridiplantae; Streptophyta; Magnoliopsida; Brassicales; Brassicaceae.